This is a messenger RNA of Paramecium sonneborni, 4017 nucleotides long. NCBI's taxonomy places the organism in Eukaryota, Ciliophora, Oligohymenophorea, Peniculida, Parameciidae. The record is from the annotation of a GenBank genome assembly.
AUGAAAAGUAUUCAUCUAAUCCUUAAUUGUCUUAUUAUACUUACACAUUAAUGUUCUAAUUUAAUGGACAAUUAACUUUUCAUAACAUCAACUCCAAGUGAAAUAAUAAAUAUUCCAUUGUCUCAGAUUUUCAUUUAAAAUGAUUAUGAUUAGAUCACAUUUUAGCCUGAAGUAAAUUUUUUAGCGAUUACAUCUCCUUUAUAAGAAAUAGAAAAAAUUUCAAAUCAUAGGGUGAAAGGUUAAACGAUUUCGAUUAAAAUGUUAAAAUUAACAACAAGCAUUGAACCAUAACAUUUAAUGGCAAUUCUACGCUUUAGUGAAGGAAAUUAUUAUUGCGAAUAUGACUUAAAAUAAUACUCUGCAUUUCCUCUUUUAGAUGCUGUAUUCCCAAGCACAAGUAGAGCAAAUUCAUCAUGCUAUGAUAUUGUUUUGAUGAGAACUUUGGUUAUUAUAGAAUGUUCUUAUACUAAUGGAGAUUACUUUAGUAUUUUAACAGUUAAUCAAUCACCUAUAGUUUACUUGGCUAUAGCGAAGCCAAAAGAUUCUUUUAGAAAAUUAGAUAUGAUUGACUCAUACCUAAUCAGAGGUACUAUAGAUAAAUUAGAACUUUAUGAAGAAAAACAAUUAACUCUUUAACUUAUAAAUAGCUUAGACUAGGAUUCUCUAAGAAUCUUAUUAAAUGAAGAAUCUUUCUAAUUGUAAAUAAAAGAUUUUUAAACUCAUACAAAUGGAUGGAUUAGUAUAAUGAAUGAAUCUGGGGAGUUAAUUAUUUUAUAGUAUAAGGAUGAUUAGUGGUUAUUGGUUAGGUGUAUUGAUACGUAGAUAACAAGUGUUUAUUCAUAUGAUUUAGACGUCUAUAGAAAUAUUUAUGUAAUUCUUUCAGAAAAGUAGCUUUUCACAAAAACAAUAAAUUCCCAAAAAUUAACUUCAAUAAUAAAUUCUAAGCCUACAGAUAAGGUGUUUUUACUAAAAAGUUCAAUCUUAUUGUUUUCGGAUAAAUCUAUAGCCCUUUAUUCUUAAGAGUUAUAUAGAUUUUAUUCAACAAUUUUAACUGAUAUAAAAUAUUAAAUCUCUAUACAUUCAAAUUCUGAUGGAUUCUUAAUUAUUGAUGAUGAAUAUUUUUAUAGAUAUGCUGUGAAAAAAGAUUAUUAAUUAUAAUUUUCAGCAGGUACUCUUCCUGUUGAAACAAUUUAUAGAAUGACUAAUAUUGUAUCAAAAACAAAUUGUAUCGUCAAAAUUUAUUAUAUGGCUGUUAGUCAUGAAUCAAAAUAAAUAUAUUACACUUAAUUACCUUAAUCUUUUAUUGCUCAAAGUAUUUUUCAGGAUAAUGUGGAUGUUAAGUUGAACCCUAUUUUUUAAGGAUCAAAUUUAAAAUUUGAAUUUAAAGAACAUGAUUUACUAAAUUUAAAAGUGGAAUAAUUUUAAGCAUUUGAAAUCUUAAACAUAGGUGAUAUAUCAGAUGUUAUUUAUAGAAAAUCAUUAUCAAAUUUAAAUAAUUAAAAUAUCUAAAUCAUUUAAUAGCAUAAUGAUAAAUAAAUUAGUGGAUUCACUUGUGAAGUUUUAUCUAAACUUAAAUUAAAUUGCCAAUCCAUUUUUGUUAAAAGAUAAUUUGAAUAAUUGUAAGACUCUGAUAAAUAACUUUGGUGGUUUAAUAAUAAUUCCAUAUUCUUAGCUAUUCUAUAAGGUUCAACUAUUAAUAUUUAUUGUGUUUACUAUUAAUAGAAUAAAUUUGAUCUAUUGAAAACUAUUAUUUUAGAUGAAAAUCCUAAAUAAAUAGUUACUGAUGGUUAUCAUUUAUUAGUUAAUUUGGAACAAUCUAUCAAAAUCUACGAAAUAACUGUUGAAAAUAAUGUAAUAUUGCUACAAACCAAAAAUAUUAUAGGAGAUAUGUAUGCAUCUCCAGUUAAAUAGAAUCUUUUUUUUAUGGAGUAAAACGGAUAAUUAAAAAUAUUCUCAUUUGAAUAGUAGAAGUUUAAUUUAAUUUGGUUCACAACAGAUAUCAGUAUUAAUUAUAAUGAGAAAAAUUUUAUAAUUUUAAAAAAUCAUUUUGCAAGAUUGAUCAAAACAAAAGAUGAACAAGAAUAUAUUGCAACUGUAUUCAAUUUUUAAAGUUUAAAUAAUAUCUACUUAGAGAAAUAAAUUAAAUUUGAUAAGAAUUUUAUUAUUAGAUUAACAUAAAUAGAAGUUAAUCUAUAGUAAAACCUAUUUUAUAUAGUUAGUUUAACUAAUGAAAAAUACAAUCUACUAAUAUAUAAAAUUGAUGAAACAAGUUUUAAUUCCAUGUUUGCAAGUCUAGAAUAUACAUCAACUGCUAAAUUCUCAAUUUCUAAUGCUUAUUGUUUUAUUACUGAUGUAACUGUUAAUAAUUAAUUACAAUAAAAUUAUUAUAUCACAGGAGAAAAUUUUGUUUAAUCUAUAUUAAAGGACAGUAAUAAGUAGAUUUAGUAUUCUAAAGAAAUAAGUUUAAUUUUGACUGUUAAAAACGAUAGAUAAAAUGUAAUUAUUUAUUUAAAUAUUCCUGCUGUAAUAAUUAAUAGAGGGGUUUCAUUAUUUUAGACUAAGGAUUCACUAAAUUUAACUUUUAAAUAAGAUAGUACUUAGAUCCAUUGUUUAAAUUUGGAUUAAUCUUGGUAUAGUGGUUAAGCAUUUGAUAUAACAUAGAAUAAAGAUUAAGAAAAGAUAAAGUAUAUCAAUACAUUAUCAAAGUAAAUUGAAACUUUAGAGUUUAGUCCAUUUAUUUAAGAAUUGAAUUCUGAAAUGUUAAUUUAAUUGAUGGAGGAUAAAAUUAUCUUAGUCAAAAAGUCUGAUAUGACUAAAAAGGAGUUUACCAUUUAAAAUACAUAUAAGAUUAACAAAUUAUUAUUUAUUCAAGAUCAAAAUAUAUAUGUUGAAGCAGAAAAAAGAACUUUAAUUUACAUAAAAAUUAUAUAAUGUUAGGAUUCUAUUUGCAAUCUAUUAAAAGAUGAAUUACAAUUCCCAACAAGUAUUAAUAAAGUAUUUAUUGAUAAAAAUAAUUUCUUUAUCUAUUCAGUUCAAACUAUAUUUGUUUAUGAUACUAAAGGAAAUCCAUUAAUGGUAUCAGAAUAUGAAUAAUUCAAAGAAUUUACUCUUUUUUAAAAGCCAUUUUUUCUUGAAUUCUAGCAUUUAAAAGAUAAUAUCUAUUAGGUAAUUUUUGUGGAUUUAAGAGGAAACACAUUUUUUAAUAAUUUCGAAGUUUCUAAAACAUCAAGUGAUAAUUAGGAUUUUGCUUUAGAUAUAGUUGAUAUUUUAAAGUAGAAUAAAUUAUAUGUAUCUAUUAAUUCAUUCUGUGUGGGACUAAUUUUAAGAAAAGAUGAAAUAAUAAUUGUAUACAAUAAUAUAGCAACAUUUUCAUUUAAAUUUUAAUUUGAUUGCACUGGAAAGAAAUUAUGUGAUCUCAAAUAUUUUGAAUUGAACGGUGUUUAUUAAUAAUAUGAAGGAUGGAUUAUUGUUAAUAUCUAUCCUAUAGUAUAUACAAAUGAAAAUAUUCUAUCAAUGGUUUAUUGGGCAUAUAAUCAUUUUGAAAUAUUGCUAUUUGAUUUAGAAACUGAAAGCAGUAUUGAAUAUCCUAAAUACGCUAUUGCCCAUUUGAAUACCCCAUCAGGUGAAGAACCUGGAGAUUUUUUUUAAAUUUAAUCAUUUAUCUAUUUAUAAAAUGAAAUAUUGCAUUUAUUGGCUUCAACUGAAGAAUAAACAAAAUUACAGCAUUAUUUAUUAAAGAGGUCUCCAUAAGUUUGUACUACAGAAAAACAAAUUAAUUAAAUUAUCCAUUUAACUUUGCAUAAUUCUAUCUCAAGUCUUGAAGCAAAUUUGAAUAUCACUAUUUCAGAAGAUAAACCAAAACCUCCAACACCUCCUAAUGAUGAAGAUUCAAAUAAUUUCCCUAUUUGGGCUAUUGUCUUAAUUGUUAUUGGAAUAUUAACCAUUGGUUUUCUUAUAUUCUAUUGUUGGAAGAAGAGUAAGGAUAAGGUUUAGGAUAAUAAAUUAUUAUUAGAAUGA